Molecule: messenger RNA, 1914 nt
Organism: Achroia grisella
Lineage: Eukaryota; Metazoa; Arthropoda; Insecta; Lepidoptera; Pyralidae
Product: ATP-sensitive inward rectifier potassium channel 11-like
Exons: 10
Coding region: 1-1824 (607 amino acids)
Biological process (GO): regulation of monoatomic ion transmembrane transport; potassium ion import across plasma membrane
Cellular component (GO): plasma membrane
Molecular function (GO): inward rectifier potassium channel activity
Source: RefSeq, a predicted model, not a curated record
AUGGAAAAUGACAAUGAAUAUGAACAAUUAAAUCAUUUGUACGACGAAUGUUUGGGAUAUCUUUCUAAAGUAAAUGAAGCAAUUAAUGAGGAAAGAAUAAGUGAAUUUGAUAUACUCGGCUACACAACAGUGACAGGAAAUGAUUCUGGUAAAGAUCAGUUGGAUUUCCGACAUGAAAUUAUCACGGAUGUGAUUCAAGAAGAACCUAGUUUAGAAAUAUAUGGUGAUGAAAAUGAAGAUGAUUAUGAUUGUGUUGUAGAAUUAAAAGAUGAAUCUGUCGUAAAAUUAACAGAUAAAUUGCCCGGAAAUAAAUGUGAUGAUGAAUAUUUAGAGAAGGAUAAUGAUGAGCCUCUAUAUGCUACUGUAAAAAAAGGAAAUGACGAGGUAAUUAUCGAUGAUCCUAUUGAUGGUACUAAUAAUAUCGACCCUGGAUAUGAGACUAUCAAAUCAAACAAACGAAUCAACGAAAACAAAGCAAUAGAUGACGCAAACAUUAAAUUUAACAUUGAAAAUGAAGUAUUGGGCAGUACGGUAUCCUUGCCUGGGGAUAUUAAAUCUGAAAGACUUAGAAGACUUUCACAGCAGUUACCGAAAAUAAUAAUUACACAAAGUAAUGCCAGUUUAAGUAAGCCCUCCGAUGACGUAACAAUUAACCUUCGGAAUGAGGUGCCCAGGGAGAAAGUGAAGCCAACUUCAAACAGAUCUUGUAGAAGACCACCAUUGCACAGAGGCUAUGCAGCGGAUUACCCCAAACGACUGGUGUCCAAACGCGGGAUGGAGAACGUGGCACUGAUAUCCAAUGUUCCAUUUGAGAGGAUUCGACUAUUGAAUGAUACUUUCCACACUCUGAUUAAUCUAAGAUGGCGCUGGAUAGUAAUAGGUACCGUGGUGACACAUUUCGCGAUGUGGCUACUCUUUGCUGUAUUCUGGUACAUGACUGCGCUUGCUCAUUACGACUUCGAGCCAAACCCUCCCAAUCGUCCCUGCAUCACCGGUGGCAAUGACUUCGUAACCAUAUUUCUAGCAUCUGUUGAGGCUCAGACGACUAUUGGCUUUGGUGACCGCGCCAUAGACGAAGAGUGUCCUGAGUCUAUAUUCCUAUUCAUAAUGCAGCUCAUAUUAGGCACAGGUUUGUCUGGGGUACUGACGUGUGUAGUAUAUGCAAAAAUAACAAGACCAGAGAAACUGUCUCGAGACGGCGUCGGCUUCAGUAAGAAAGCUGUUAUCAGCAUGCGUGACGGCCAGCUGUGCCUGAUGAUGAGAGCCUGGGACCUCAACUAUGAUCACAUCAUCAGCUCCGAGUUCACUGCCCACUUCGUCAACACCCACAAAACAAAGGAAGGCGAAACGAUACGUUUCUUCGCACAGUCGCUGGCGAUACAACAGCGACAGUUUCUGUUGUGGCCGGUCACACUGGUACAUGUGAUCAACAACACCAGUCCUCUGUAUGGACUCUCACCAGAACAGAUUAACAGCAAUAAUUACGAGAUAACUUUAAGCCUGAAAGGUGCCUCCGCCUCUAUGGGCACGUUCACUCAGAGUCAGACCUCGUACCUGCCCAAAGAGCUGCUCUGGGGACACCGGUUCCUACCUGUUGUCAAGUAUGAUAGUCGCAAAUUGAAAUAUGUGAUAGAUCAUAGUAAGCUGAACAGCACGGAAGCCGUCGACACGCCAUUAUGCAGCGCCAGCCAUCUGGACAGUUUAUUAAAAGAGAAGACAGAACCGGAUAUCCGGGCCAGUAGCCCGAGCAGUUUCAGCGACAGGAUUUCCUCCUUCCAGUUCGAAAAGACUUCAUCAUUCAAGAGGAAAACCAAUAAAUUAUGAAGCCGGGUGUUCAGACACGGCUAUUACACAGCUAGGACUUUUAGUCUGUAAUUUUUUUAUUUGACUGUACUGGACUGGCGGCCUCUUGAU